Molecule: messenger RNA, 708 nt
Organism: Telopea speciosissima
Lineage: Eukaryota; Viridiplantae; Streptophyta; Magnoliopsida; Proteales; Proteaceae
Exons: 2
Coding region: 1-708 (235 amino acids)
Source: RefSeq, a predicted model, not a curated record
AUGAUGCACAGUUAUGCACCCAUUCAGAAGCAUGCUCUCAUUUAUAUAGAUGAUAUUCUCCUCUUUUCCAAAAACGAGGAAGAACACCAACAGCUUUCGUCCCAGUUUCUUGACAUCACCAUACAACAUGGUAUCAUGCUCUCUGCCAAGAAGAUGGAAAUUGGAGUCUCUAAAGUUAACUUUCUUGGAGUUAUCAUUACCAACGGUACAUAUGAUCUCCAGCUGCACAUUGGCAAAUCUCUGCUGGAAUUUUCAGAUGGUCCGUUCACUAUACCUCAGCUCCAACGAUUCCUUGGAAUUGUUAAUUACAUGAUCGAGUUUAUCCCUAAUCAAACCCGAUUCCUUCUAAUGGGCUCCGCAUUCUUCAAACAGAUGCCAGCGAUGACCAAUGGGCAGCAGUAUUGCUUGAAGAACUUCAUAAUGGAACCCGAAAAGUGUGUGGAUACAGAAGUGCACAGUUUAAACCAGCUGAACGCCAUUACCAUUCCACUUUCAAAGAGAUAUUGGCAGUUCGCCGAGGGAUUGAAAAAUUCCAAUUUUAUCUCAUUGGCCACACCUUCCAGAUUGAAAUGGACAUGUCAUCUUUCCCCAGAAUGCUUCAAUUCAAGCAGAAGGUUCUCCCAGAACCACAACUCCUCAGAUGGGCACAAUGGUUCUCUCAAUGGUCAUUCAAGGUCAAACACAUCAAGGGAAAAGAAAAUGUUUUAG